CCGCAACCCCCACGUCCCAAUUUUCCAUCCAGAUUCACUUUCCCAGGAAAAUAUUACUUUCCUUGAAUCCGUCUCCAGACGGGCUAGUUUGAUUCAUUUGUAGUCUUAUUUGUGACUGUGAAUCUGUGAUAGACUGUUGAUAGAAGCAGAGUCGUGGGAAUGGCUGCACCAGGUUCGGUUCAGAAAUCAGAGGAGGAUUGGAGGGCUAUUCUCUCUCCCGAGCAGUUUCGGAUUCUUCGCCAGAAAGAGACAGAGCCAAAAGGCACCGGGGAGUAUGACAAGCUUUUUGAAGAAGGGAUUUACAACUGUGCUGGUUGUGGAACACCACUUUAUAAAUCCACAACCAAAUUUAACUCUGGUUGUGGUUGGCCUGCUUUCUUUGAGGGUUUCCCUGGAGCCAUAACUCGCACUCCGGACCCAGAUGGGAGGAGAACUGAAAUUACAUGCACAGCUUGUGGUGGGCACUUGGGUCAUGUUUUCAAGGGGGAGGGGUUCAAAACUCCUACAGAUGAACGCCACUGUGUUAACAGUGUUUCCAUUAAGUUUGCUCCUGGAAAUUCUGCUCCUUCACAGUGAAGUCUUUGGAGAGGUUCUCAUUUCCCAGGAGCAUGCAUCUUGUGUACAAUCUUUUGUUUAGUUUAUGCAGGGUGAUGAGUGAUGACCAAGUGUGGCAUUUAUGCGAACAAAACAAAACCUUUUGUUUGCCUUAUCACAUGGCUUUGUUAUUAGUUUUAAUAAAAGGGCCAUCUAGGCAAAUUCUUCUCAA
Messenger RNA from Alnus glutinosa, 766 nucleotides. RefSeq names its product peptide methionine sulfoxide reductase B5-like. The transcript has 3 exons. Gene Ontology annotation, molecular function: peptide-methionine (R)-S-oxide reductase activity. Gene Ontology annotation, biological process: protein repair; response to oxidative stress. The record is from RefSeq and is a predicted model, not a curated record. NCBI's taxonomy places the organism in Eukaryota, Viridiplantae, Streptophyta, Magnoliopsida, Fagales, Betulaceae. The coding region runs from base 160 to 576 and encodes 138 amino acids.